ACAACACCUCGUAGUUAGUAGAUGGAGGGACAUCCCAUUGAUAUGAUGCCUGAAUUUAGUUUUUCUUCUUUAUUUUAUGAUGGAGUUUCUCAAAAUCAUUUCACCAAGGUUCCUGCUGGUCAGGAUAAUAACAAAAGUGUAGAUAGAGAUGGAUAUGUGGAUUGUACCUCCGAUUACUUCAAUGCGGUUCACACGUUAAAAGAAGAGCAGCUUAUUUGUGAUCCUAGUUUUACCUUAUUGGAUUCUAUUAGUGCGUUUGAGAUUAUGGAUCCAAAAAUGGAUACUGGGAUCGAGUACUCUGAAACGAAUGUAGAUGUCGCUAAAAGUCUUAAUCCUGUAGAAACGCUUGCAAUAAUGGAUGGCAUUUUUACUGCCGAAAGUGAUUGGCAUUACGGCAUUCCAAUGUCAGAGAGCAUACUCUGCAGUAAGCAUGUUUUUUAUAUCUGCAAAACUCCGACCUCAAGAAUUAAGGAUAUGGGAUUUUCCCGAAAAAAGCUAGAUACAUUAACAGAUCUAGUCCUUUUCCCAUAUGUGUUGGGAGUUAUCAAAUGUUGUGAUUAUGUGCGAAGAGAAUUCUUGACCGGUAAUAUGUAUGAUGAAGAAGACAUGAGCUCCUUUUCCUACCAACUAUCUCUCCUUGAAGUUUAUCCCGCAGAAAAAGUUUACGAUCUUUUGUUAGAAGGGAUUCAGUAUCUCGAAAACGAAAUCAAGAAGGAUUCGGGCCCUUGUAACAUCCUCAUAAAUUUGCGAAAACGACUUCAGCUGCGCGUUUCCCUUUUACAUAUAUAUGAAAGAAAUUCUAUUCAAAAAAUACAUGAAAGCUUGGAUAAUAUUAGCCACUAUACUCCCGAAUUACUUGAUGAAUUACAGCUUGUUACGGAUAAUGUUCGGGAAGAUAUCAUUAUGCAAUUCUGGGAUAGUCGAGUACAAGCACAACUCAUCGUUACUGCUCCUCCUCGUAAUGUUCCUUCUUGCAAUUUAAAGGCUGCGUACGAAAGAUUGCAGUACUUUGCACACGACAUGAAUAUUGUUCUGCGAACCCAAAAGCCAGCCUCCCCUAUGUCUAUAUUGUCAUUUUGCAUUGAUAACACACGUUCAAAUAGAGUUCCUGAACCAUAUGUUCGUUCAUCAUUACAAACGUUUCUUUUGGCUGGAGGUGGUGUCUGUAUGAUCUAUAAUCCAAUAUCUUUUUUUUUGCUUUGCGCUCAUCAAUUUUCUUGCCUUCCCUCUUCAUUUUACGAUCCCGAAUCUAUGUGCCUAAUGCCCGAACGCUUGAGUAUAGAAAUUCAGGCUGAGCUUGAGAGCUUUGUGAGUCAUUUUGCUGGCUUUCUACUAGAUUUUGUAAGGAUUUCUACACAUAAUCCAUGUCGCUUUCGCCGAAACUUAAUUAAUCUACUUCCUGACUGCGUAAUAGCCCACUUACAAGCAAAAACUAUAGACGAAAAGUUGAGUUCGCUUGCUUCGAUGGACGAAGUCGUGGUUGGUUAUUUUUCUGAUUUUGCUCUUCACUUAAAAUUUGUUAUUAUAGAGUUAAUCCUCACCACCUCUUUUGAGCAAGACCUCCAUAAACCUCAUCAAUGGCCGUAUUUAUUUUCUUAUCUUAAUUCGGUUUUUGAAUUACACUUACAACAUCUUCAACGAAUUUUAGGCCGAGCAAAGCCUGAAAACUUGAACUACAAAUUUAUAAACUACUUAAAUGAUGAACUGAAAGCAAAGAAGAGCGUUUAUUUUGGAUAUUUUCUUUUGUCUUUGGUAUUAUUAAAAUAUGGUGUUUUCACCUGCCCGUUAUUUAGUAAGGAAGAAAAAGUGAUUUUAUCCAAUUUCAAAGCUCACUUUAAUCCACUUGUAAAACUAAGUGAGAUGAAAUCAAUAUCUAUUUCUCAAUUGAAUAAAAAUAUUCAAUACUAUCAGUCUUUAUCAAAAGAAGGACUCCUGGAGCAAACAUUACAAUCUUUUGAAGAAUCUAAGAAGUCCUUGUUAAAAGUACUGAAAUCACCAGUGGAGAAUUGUCAACGUGAAUUAUCUUUUGAUUUACAAACAAACUAUUUGAAAGAUUUAAUGUGUUGCUGCAUAGCAAAUAUUGCUACGCUUCAAGCUUUUUAUCAAAAUCCGCAAAAACAAGUGAAGUUCGAGAAUAUUUAUGGCAAACCUCUUCCAAGUUUGGUUAUGCACUAAUACCAUAGAAUUUAAAAUGAACAAUAUUAGCGGUGUUCCCUUUCAAGUACCUUUGAAUAGGAAUCGUCGAAAAUCAUCAUUAGUCUUAGGAGGAUCAAUUUGCAUUGCAUCCUCAUUAUCGUGCUUUGCAUUAUUUUCAGUUUCAGCCUGGUUCCUGGAAUUUUGAAACUUUUGAAUGCCUAAUCUCGCACUAGCCUUUCGUGGACGUGGUGUAGGAAUCAACGUUUCAUUAUGGUCUGGGUUGUUAUGCAUCAUUUCGUUCACCGUUGUAACGUGUAAUUCUCGACCGCUUAAAUUCAUACCCUCUACGGCAAGUGCGGCUUUACCAGCGUUAUGUAUGUCGGCGUAUUCAACAAUCGCGCCUUCAUGUUCAGGAUGUAAAACGACUCUAAAAAUUUCUCCAUAAGGUUCGAAAAUAGACCUUAAUCUUGCUUCAUUAAUCGUUUGAUCGACAUUAAUAAUUCCCAGGCUUUUACUGUGAACUUGAUUAAGUGUUGUCGGACGGCUUUUACUAUCGUCUGUACUCUUAUUAAGCAAUUUAGUAAAUGUUGGUCGCUUAUCCUUAUUUAAUUUUUCUUUGUUAAUAGCUUUCUUUGGCUGGGAUAUAACAACAUUUAAUACUCUUUUUCCCAAAACCUUCCCGGCUGCAUUCAAAGCAUUAUCGGCUUCCGUACUAGUAGACAUAACCACAUAACCAAAUCCCAUGUGACUCUUAGAAUCCCUUGAAGGUAAUCGAACACUUUCUACAGUGCCAUAGUCUUGAAAAAAAUUACGGACCUGGUUUUCAUCAAUACUGAAAUCAAUGUUUGUUAAAUAAAGCUCUCUUUUCUCGUACACAGCCCCACUUCUGGCUCCGCUUUUGUUAGGAUCCGAAAUGAACACUUUCAAUUCAUACUGAUUUCCAAGCGUCGUAGAGUGUAGCUGUAAUGCAUGAUGGGCUUCUUCCGGGGUGCUCAUUUGAACAUAGCAAAAUCGCCUGUUUGUGUCGAAUUUUAGGCUUGGAAAACGAACUUGCACAACGCGGCCAUAUUUUGUGAAAAGAUCUGUAAUUUUGCUUUCAUCAAAAGUAGGCGGAAAAUUUGUAACAUAAAGGGUGGUAUCAACAUGAAUCUGAAUAGAAACUUCAUGUCCUUUAAUUUGUUUGAGAUCUUUGGUCUUAGCAGCAAGAACCUCACUAGUUUCGGAAAACUCAAUCUGUGCUAUUUUUUUUCCUUCUUGAUCAUCGUAAAUAAAUAUCUGUAAAAUAUUGCCGCAGCCUUUGAAGAAUUGCUGCAAUUCUUUCUCGCUGAUAUCAUUCGGAAGAUUACUGACUAAAAUAGUAAAUUCUUCUCUGUUUCGAUGCUUUUCUGGGAGCCUUGUUUUUUUUAUGAUAUCCUCGCCAUUUGUCGGUUUUCGCUUUUUGGCAUGGUCAGGUGAAGUGGUUGGUUUUUCUUGAACCUCUUUCAUCGAGGGAAUUAUUUCUUGGUUUUGUGCUUGAGAAGUAAGGCUCCUCUUAACAAAUAGCUUUUUCGCUUGCGUAACGUCAAAAAACUGGGAAAUUGAAGUAAAACAAUCAUGAUUAAGUGUAACGACUGAUUCAUAAAAUUGAAAUAACAGCAUGGGAUUGUCGACAUCCUUGUACAGACCUUUUCUCAAAGAAUCAAUAGCUAGCUCUAUGUUGUAUCGUGAAGUAGCCGUGUAUCUAAUAAUCCAGAACUGCGUGCUCUUUUGAAAAUCUUUCUGUAGUCCAUUCCAAC
Messenger RNA from Schizosaccharomyces cryophilus OY26, 3911 nucleotides. RefSeq names its product NatC N-acetyltransferase complex subunit Mak10. Gene Ontology annotation, biological process: N-terminal peptidyl-methionine acetylation. The transcript is spliced from 2 exons. Bases 22 to 2175 code for a protein of 717 amino acids. The record is from RefSeq and is a predicted model, not a curated record. Gene Ontology annotation, cellular component: NatC complex. Lineage: Eukaryota; Fungi; Ascomycota; Schizosaccharomycetes; Schizosaccharomycetales; Schizosaccharomycetaceae.